Lathyrus sativus (Indian pea) is the source of this 666-nucleotide messenger RNA. Lineage: Eukaryota; Viridiplantae; Streptophyta; Magnoliopsida; Fabales; Fabaceae. The record is from the annotation of a GenBank genome assembly.
AUGAGCAUGGCGACGUAUCUUCGCCUUCGGAGAUACGCCUCUCUCAACUCCCUUUCCCUUCUCCACUUCCACAACUCACCGUUUUCCACCGUCAGAUGCUCUUCUUCUUCUUCGUCGUCUUCAUCGCCGUCAUCUUCCGGUACCACUAAGCCGGAUAAGAAGCUCGGGGAUCGUCUUUCGUCUGUAAUCGACGCCGUCAACGAUCGCAAACUACCUCCCGAACUUCGCGGCCAGCGCAACAAUGUUAGGUCAGAAACUGACUUGAUCAACGUUGUUGAGCAAAGAAUAUGGCAUUCAAUGGAAGAAGGCCAAUUUGAGAACUUGCCCGGGAAAGGAAAGCCGCUUAAACUUGACACAAAUCCUCAUGCAGAUCCAGCUGAAGACACGUUAUACAGAAUUCUCUCGAAGAAUGGAUGUGCACCGGAGUGGGUUGAACUUAACAAAGAGAUAAGAUCUAGAAUUUCUCAAUGGAGGAUGUCGUUGAAGAAAGUCUGGGAAAAUAAAUGCAGUGGAGAUCAGUCUAUGUGGGAUGGAAAUUCAGAGGUUUUGAAAUCGCAGUUAAAAGAAAUCAAUGAUAAGGUUUUCCGGUAUAACCUCAUUGUUCCUUUUGGUCGGCAAAUGUCCGGCCUUAAGUGGGAGAAAGAGCUAGGUUAUUUAGAAGAAUGA